GGAGAUUGGCGUCAGAUACUGGCGAGGUAGCCUCUGCGAGGACGAGCACGACUUCAUCUGUCUCCCCUCCUCAUCUCCCCUUUCUUCAUGACGACCGACAUGACAACUCAAGACGGUCCUCUGCGCUCCUUCGUCCUCUCGCGAGAGAAAGGCCCCUGGUCUCCCUACGAGGUCAUCGAUUGGUAUGACCUCAUGCAGACCCUGUGGGAGACCAGCACGCCGGCCAGAGUGAUGGUCACCUCUCGUAGCCGCGUCUUCGAGCAAUUCAGGCCUUGCCGCAUCGACGUGCUCGAGAGGGAAGACCCCACGCCGGACGGCGUCGAGAGUCGCGAUCUUCGUCGUCUCGCCCAGCUCAAGCUAUACACCAUCAAUCAUGGUAGCGAAAGCUGGUCCGAGGAGGAGAGGACAGGAUGGCGCGACGUACUUCAGUACAUCAUCGACACUCGCAGCCGAGCGGACAUGAUCCUGACUUCGAGGAAUAGCGUCUUCGAAGACUUUGUAGUGUCACGACGGUGUCACGACGGGACGAUUCCUUGAAAGCGACCCCAACAUCAUCAAGCAUUCAGCCUACUCUCCCGCCUCCGCCCGGGCCGCUCCAACCCACUCUCUGCCGCAGACGUAUUUGUUGCCGUC
Messenger RNA from Jaminaea rosea, 633 nucleotides. RefSeq lists its product as hypothetical. NCBI's taxonomy places the organism in Eukaryota, Fungi, Basidiomycota, Exobasidiomycetes, Microstromatales. Bases 88 to 537 code for a protein of 149 amino acids. The transcript has 5 exons. The record is from RefSeq and is a predicted model, not a curated record.